GCUUUUGCAAAGUCCCUCCGAGCGACACGUGUCCCCGACGUCGAUACUGCCUCGAGGUCUAUUUCAAAUACGUCAUCUCGGCCCAAAGGGAAAACACUUAGAAAAUUUCCCCCCCGAAAGAAGGUGAAGCCAAGGAAGGACAUUUCCCCUGAGGGGUAA
Ilex paraguariensis (yerba mate) is the source of this 159-nucleotide messenger RNA. The record is from the annotation of a GenBank genome assembly. Lineage: Eukaryota; Viridiplantae; Streptophyta; Magnoliopsida; Aquifoliales; Aquifoliaceae.